This is a messenger RNA of Lymnaea stagnalis (great pond snail), 19220 nucleotides long. The record is from the annotation of a GenBank genome assembly. NCBI's taxonomy places the organism in Eukaryota, Metazoa, Mollusca, Gastropoda, Lymnaeidae.
AGGUGAGACUCGGCUGUGACACGAUUUUAACUUCACUCUUAUAUAUACAUAUAUAUUUUUAAAAAAUGACUUUUAAUCAAACGGAUGUAAUGCUCAGAUAGAAAGAAUUAUGAUCGAUUAAGGAAUUCCCAUUUCGGUACCCAAGUGCGUGUAACAAGUGUGUGUCACUCGGGUGUGUUCCCAGUAGGAAUGGCUAAGGCCGUCGCUUAGACUUAGAGUCACUCUACUUAACAUUUUCAAAGUAAAGGUGUUUUACAUUCAUUAUGUGUCUAAGUAUUAUUUUAAUUUUUAAAAAAACUCUUAUGGAAUCAGUAAUGUGAAGUUACUAUUUAAAAAAAAUAAAAUAAACGUUAUUCAAACGUUUUUGUUUGUUUUGUUUUUUUAAAGUUUGUGAUCAUUAUGGCAUGCGUGAUAUGGACAAUAUUGACGUCACCGAUUACAUUAUGUGCUUUGCCACUUCUUUUAGACACUCGUCUAUUGAUUGGGUAUAAGGUUAUUUACGCUCAAGUUCAUUCUUUUUGUUCUAAAGAUUACUAUGAGUAUCAGGUGACGCGAUUUCUAGAAUUUCUUAACUAGAUGGUUCUGGUUUAAAAUACCUGUACAGGUAGUAGCCUAUAUAGGACGGCAGCUUUCCCCAGCCGGCAGAGAGGUUUGUGUACCGUUUUUACUUGCUGUGCUGUAUGUUGAUAUAGGUUUCUAUUAAUUAAAACUUGUAUUUUGGGGGGCGUCCAUUAAUUUGUCAACAAAAUAGGGAGAAAGGGGGGGGGUGGAAAUUGUUGACAGUUGUUGGCAAGGGGGAGGGGUGGAGCCUAGAUUAGUGGACGUCAAAAGUCAUGUUUUUUUUCAAUUAGAAUCUUAAUCUUAAAAAUUGACUUGUACUUACAUUAUUUCAAACAAUUUAAUGAGUGUAAAUGGUCACAUAUGUUUAGGCUUUUAACAAUGUAAGAGUUAUUUAACGUGUGUAUGUCUGUGCACUGCAGAUGGUUGGUCAGAAUGUUAGCACUCUUUGUUAUCAAAUGGUGUUGAUAGAGUACUUUGAGAUACUUUGAGAAUAAGGUGAAUGUAAAGUGAGUACCAAUAAUAACAUCGCUGUUACCCACCCUGUUGUUUAUAAGUAGGUCAUGUUCAGAACUGCCAACUCAUUCAAAUUGCUUUCGGGAUUUUAAUGCCAUCAGCGUAGCAUUUCCACUGUAACACCUUAUAGUUUCCUCCCAUCCCCCUCUUAGUGUAUUACUCUUAUCUACCCCUCCCCGUAUAUCCUAGAAUUUACCCCUAUUCUCCUUACGCUAAGCGGAUAAUUUUAAAAAAUAAAUUGUUUUUGUGUUUAAAUUUACCACUGGUCGCCAGAAUCAUCAUACAACUAAUAAGACUAUGCAAAAUGUAAAGUUUAAUUUUAAUGACAAAUAUCAAGAAGUCAAUAAGUCUUAUUUAAAGGGACGCUAUUGCACAUUCUGAAAAUAAAACGCUUCAGAAAGGUUGUCUCCCUUGCAACUUUUAUUUACGUAUGAGGGGGAGAAAUCGGUUCAGAUUAUAUUAUUGAUCGAUGGAAGUUUGUUAAAAAUGAACGUAUUUUAAAGUAGAUAUAGACAGAUAUAUAUCUAUAUAUUAGAGACAUUUAUAUAUAUCUUAUAUAUAAGUUUAAAAAUAAUAACUUAUAUACAUAAAUACGUUAUAUAUAUAUAUAUAUAUAUAUCUUUUUCAGGGAAGUUGCGCCUGAGGAUUUUUUUCACCCUUACAUCAUUUUGAAAAAAUGUUCCUCAUGAAUGAAACAAUUUCCGUUCCAACAAUAUCCCUUCAAACAAACUUCCGUGGAGCAAUUUUCCUUGGAACACAUUUCAUAUCGUACUAUCAUUCAUGUUCAUGUAGUACAGGGGUUCUUAACCUUUUUUGCAACACCACCCCCCUCUCGAUUUCAGACGAUUCCCACAACGCCCCCCUCCCUAGCUAAAAAAUUAAUUUUCCAGGUUAGUUAAAAGCAUAACUAUAGACUAAAAAAUUAUCACCCUAAAAUAUCCAUGGCGUACGUCAAUCUGUAUCACUGUUGAUAGGCCCUAUAACAAACGUUAGUUUAUAGCAUGGCGCUCACACCAGUAUUAAAUUGCUUUACAAAAUCCAACAAUAUAAAUACUAAGACUAAGAGUUUCAGUUUUCUAUCACUUUUAUGGACAUCCUAAAAUUUUCUAAAAAACGUUUUUUGAAAAAGAUAUUUGAGGUCAAAUUAAUUUGUACAUACUGUAUAUAAUUUUUUAAAUCGUUCUGUUGCUAAUUUUUGGCUCUUUUGACUAAUGAGUUUGCCGACCACUUUCCUAUACCUGUAACAUAUGAACGGUUUCUGGAUCCAGCACAGCACACGGUUAUUAAAAUCAUGUACCGGUACUCAAAAUAAACUUUCAUAUGUUUUUUUUAAAUUUAAUAUUUAAAACUUUGGAGUAAAGGAAGGUACAUUAACCGAUUUUUAUUUAAUUGUUUAAAAAAAAACAACGGUUUGUUAUAUUUAAUUUCAUAAGUUCUAUAAAUAACAAAUUAUAAUUAUUUCAAUUUAUUCUCAUAUCAAAUUAAAUUAGCAGUUUAACAAAUCCAUCUUGGCUAAUGUGAAUAAAUAGCACCCUGAGUCAUUUGCAUGUUUUGUCCCUGGUUCCAGUCGGGUCAAAACCCAGGUUAGGACAUAAGUUCGCCAUGGUUAAAAAAAACGCGGUGCUAUGCCUUCACAUUUACCCAAAUCUUUAAUUAACAAAUCUUGACAGCAGGCUUGCCAAACGUGCGUAAAUUUACGGACAGUCCGUGUAAAGAUUUGUCGUAAAAUUGCCUGUCCGUAAAAUUCCGUUAAAAAAUUAAGACGUCCGUAAAAAAAAAAAUCGAUAAAACGUGGAAUCUCAUCGUUUAAAAAAACACAGUAAAUCAUGUUUGUGAUCUCUAUUUUCUUGAUUUAAAUUUUAAUUUUUUAAUUGUUUUAGUGGCAUCCCGCGCUCUAUUAAUAAACUGUAAGAGCUUUCUGGACAGCUAGCUAGGCGCGCGCGGCGAAACGCAUCGCGGCAAGAUGGACUUGUUUAGACAGAUCGUUAGUCGUUACGUCACAAUAACGCAUAAAUUAUGACGACAUAAAUAUAAAAAUAGUAUCUGUUUUUUUAAAAAAUGGACUUUAUAUAUAUAUAAAUGUGUCCGUAAAAAAUUGUUUUUGUCCGUAAAAUUUGUUGAGAGUUCUUAUAUUUGUCAGUAAAUGUUAUUUUAUUGAGUUGGCAUUGGCAAACCCUGCUUGACACUUUAUGGGUGAGUGUUUAUAUUUGUUUAGAAUGGUGCCCCACUAACCCCCCCUGUCAACAAAAUGAAACCUCAGUGUAGACACACUACAGAUGAUUAUCAAUUGAAUUACGUUGCGACUUGUGCAGUUAAAGCCAUCCUUGAUUCUGAACAUUUCCAGAGGGAAAGUGAUUUUUGUCAACUUCAAUCACAUAUUCACGUAGGGACACGUGUUACAGCGAGCUCGGUUGCAACUUUUUGGUGCCUACUUGUGCUUUAAUAGCAGGGGAGGCAGCUUCUAAAAAGCAUGUCCCUAAGGCUCUUGCCUCCCUCCAACCCCCCCCCCGCCCCCGCGGGAAAGCGAAAACAGGAGGUUUUUUGAAAAUCAGAUGAAACGCUGCAAAAUGUUUUUUUUUAAUUUUUUUAUUUAGACACCUCCCUUUCAAGUAGCGCCCAGGGAAAUGCCCUACCUGCCAUUAGUCAAAGACUGGCACGGAUGGCAUACAUUCUGGCUGCAAGCGCUUUUAAUUAUUUCUUAAAUUGAAUUAUCUCAUCAAAUUAAAAGCGCCCCCGACCCCUGUUUCUUAAUUCACCUUUUAAACCCAUUGAGUUACAUUACAUUUUCCCCUUUUCAAAAUUGUAAUUUAUUUGAAAUUAUUGAUAGCUAAUGUUAUAUCGGUUCUUUUCAACGAUAUAUUUUAAGGUUCUCUGUCCCAUAUACAAGAAAUAUGGAUCAAUAUUCGAGACGAUUACAUUGGGUGGUCAUGACUUUGCUGCUUGGCGCGAUAUACUUUAUAGAAGGUAAGUGAAGCUGAUAAGAAAUUCAACGUCUACUGCGCGAAUUUUUGUAUCAUAUAGUUCUUGAAAAAACUCACAACUAUUAGUGAUUGAUAUAUUAGUUGUUGGUUUUUUUUUUUAAAAUAUAUGUUAGAAUCGUGUAACAAACUGUAAAGUGUAUUAAAAAAAAAAUUAAAAUUAUGGUAUUGUUGAAUAAUGUUAAGCUCGACCACACACACCAGAGUUGAAAUCGGUAACUUUUUGCGGGUUUCGUGAUUAAAGUCCACACAGAAAUCACAUCAUCUGGAAAUUCGAAAUUACCGAAUUUUAAAUUGGGGCAAAGGCAAAGGUGUCACACGCUACACCAAAAGGCUUAGCUGUUAAUUUUACAUGGUUACCCAUUUCCCCCCAAAAAUUAAAGUAAAUAUCUUAAUUACCGGGUAUAUGAUCGAAAACACUAAAAGAGAACGGAGUGGAUAUUCGCACCCGGGUACGAGAAGUGAGAGGUUGGGAUUAAAAAAACAAUUUAAAAUAUUAUUGUUUGGUUUGUAAGACAAAAUGAGGUGUCAAAUGAAAGAUAAUUGAAUUGGACGAUAUGUCUGCAAACUUACUUCUUCAGUUUAACUAAAAUAAACUACCACAAAUGACACCCGAAUGGGAUUUAGUCUAAAGGGACCCGGGUCCGAAUAGCGGCUAUGCGUACCCUGGUAAUGAAAAUUUCCAGUGCAGAUGGGCAGCAAUGGUGUCGUGUGGGGUUGCCGAAUAGACGUAGUUAAUGUCAGGUCGCCUUAAUAGGUGACUGGGAGAGAUAUUUACCUCCGUUUUCUGACCUGUAGGGUGGUGAGGCCAAAAGAUAGUGCGGAGGCUUGCUUGCAAUCGGAGCAUUUGUCAUACUAACUUAUCCACUUUCCGAGGUCAAAGCGUCAUUUCUAAUCGUAGUUUUAAAAUAAACCGGCGUGCUAUUUCUUUAAAUCACAAAUCUAUCAACCCCAAGAACAUAUGUGAUAUGCUCUCUGUCUAAGUCUAAUCAUCGAAAAAUUAUCAAAAGAAGAACGCUUAUAUUUAUAUGAAUUAUAUUAAAUACUAGCCGAUAUACCCGGCGUGGCUCGGGAUUGCAUAGGACCCCAUCCAGGUUGGACCCCCCCCCCCGAUCCCAUUUCUGACACCGAUCUCGGCGCAGUCCCAUUUGCCGGUGUGAUCCCGAUCCCGGUGGAUCCAUUCAAGGUUAGGAUCCCGAUCCCGGUGGGAUCCCGUUUUCUGGUGGGAUCCUGAUCCAUUGGGAUAAAGAUUAUGAUGGGAUCCCUACCCCUUUGCUUCUAUUCCGAAUAUAAAAAAAAAUUACUCAGUGUUACUGAGAGAAAAGUAAACUCCGUGACAUUAUGGAAAUGAAUAGAACUAACUAACAUUUCAAUAUUCCCUUAGAUUCCACUCUAUAUCCCUUUGGAACAAUUUAGAACUUUCUGGAACACUCUAGAUUAAAUUUAAUAACCUGUUCGAAACAUGUGUAAAAACUACUUAUCUAAUUAUUGUUCAAAUACGAUAAAAAUCUUCAACAAAUACCAUAAUUAUAAUCCUUUUUCUUUUAAGUUAAUCGAGGGUCCCCGGGGGCCCAUUCCAUAACAGUACGGAUAUAGUUAUACCUGAGCUAGGGGGGCCUAUAAAAUCAGACAGAUAAAUAAUAAAGUUAAAAUUUAAAAUUGUCCCAUAAAAAUCUACUUAAAAAUACCAUAGAUAUAGCUUUUUUAAAAUUAUGGAAGUUUCUGGAAAAUUCUAGAUUGGAUAUUAUUAGUUUUUAAUCCACCGAUAUUUCGAUGCAGCCAAUGAAGGGUAUUGCUACAACGCUAGGCCUAUAUCCAUCAAUUCACAUAGAAACUCUCGUGUUGUCUAAGCCUAUUGAUAUUUAUAUAGCUUAUAUUAGGAAAAAUUAAAUGCCCCCCCCCCCACCCCGGCCCCAGAGAAAUGGAUACUAUGAGUUCAGUACCCUUCGGUAGUUGAAUAUGGAUACUAAAGUAUAUGUGUACUAAGUUUGGUCAAGAUCCAUCUACUCAUGUAGGAGUAUUUGUUUCUUAUUAUUUUUAUAUAGUUAAUAUAAGGGGAAAAAAACGAAUUCGGGGCCCUCGGCCCUAAACGUUAUGUUAUAAAAAGUUCAUAACCCCUUAAGACUUCUUUCUGGAUCAUGAUGGAUAUAUGUACCAAGUUUGGUCAAGAUCAAUCAAUCCAAGUAAAUGCCUUUGUGGAACAAACCCACAAACCCACACAAUUUCACUUUUAUAUAUAUUAUUAUACUAGCCAAUAUACCCGGCAUUUCACGGGGUUGCAUUAGGACCCCGAUCUCGGUAAGACCCCAAUCCCAAUGGGACCCCAAUCCCAUUCUCACCAUGAUCCGGUGUAAUCCCUUUUCCCGUUGUGAUCCCGUUCCCGGUGGCAUCCCGUUUUCUUGUGGCUACGAUCCCAGGGGGAAUCCAGAUCCCGAUGGGAUCCCGAUCCCGUCGGCGUCUUGAUCCCAGUGGGAUCCCGAUAUCGGUGGAUCCCGAUGGGCUACCGAUCCCGUUAGGAUACCCUACACUGUUGGAUCCCGUUCCACCUGGGCACUCUAUUUCUCGAUUUCAUUCCUUUUCCCGACAGGAUCCCGAUCCCAGUUUGAUCGCGUUACCCUGGAAAAUUCUAUAAUGGAUAUUAUUAAUUUUAAAUCCACCAAUAUUUCAAUACGGACAAUGAAGGGUAUUGCUACAAUGCUAGGCCUAUAUCCAUCAAUUCACAUAGAACCUAUAGUGUUGUCUAAGCCUAUUGAUAUUUAUAUGGCUUAUAUAAGAAAAAAUUAAACGGGGCCCCCGGCCCCAUAUGAAUGGAUAUUAUGAUUUCAAUACCCUUCGGUAUUUUAAUACGGAUAAUAAAGUGUCUGUGUACUAAGUUUGGUAAAGAUCCAUCUAUUCAUGUAGGAGUAUUAAGCCUAUUGAUAUUUAUAUAGCUUAUAUAAGGAAAAAUUAAAUGGGGCCCCCGGCCCCAGAGGAAUGGAUAUAAUGAGUUCAGUACCCUUCGGUGUUUGAAUAUGUAUCAUCAAGUGUAUGUGUACUAAGUUUGGUUAAGAUCAAUCCAUUCAUGUAGGAGUAUUUUUCAGUAAUUUUAUUUAAAUAGCUCAUAUAAGAAAAAAACGAAUUCGGGGCCCCUGGCCCAAAACGGAAUGUUACAAAAAGUUCAUAACCCCUUAAGAGUUCCUUCUGGAGAAUGAUGGAUAUAUGUACCAAGUUUGGUCAAGAUCCAUCAAUCCAUGUAAAAGCCUUUGUGGAACAAACAGACACCGCCCGCCACAAACAAAAUUUCACUUUUAUAUAUAUAUAUAUGAUAUGAUAUUUAUAUAAUAGUUCGUCCGUCGAAAAAGUAAAGAGUAAAGGAAAGAGAGUUGCCCCCACCUGCAUGAGAAUUAAACUUAACUUUCUAAAAAAAAAAGUAACUUUAUUUCAUAUAAAUAUAAACAUCUACUUUAACUAAACAUUUUAAUGUCUUUAUUGCUAAUACAUAUAUAUAUAAAUAAAGUUGUUAAAAAUAUAAUAUGUGUUUCUUUAUAAUCGCAGGCAGACCGUUUCAGUGUCCAGAUACAAAACCACACAUGUGCCCACCACCAUCGGAAACCUGCUAUGGGUACGAUGAGUUUUGUUCAGAUGGUUUGAACACAUCAUGUUUUCCCUUAAAAUUUAAGGACCUUGAGCGCCCUGCGCAAAUCGAGUGGUGCAUACAUAAUCUGGAGGACGUGUCUAAGAUGAGGAACACCAAAUGCAGGCUGGCUUGCCAAUCACGUUUCAAUUUCUCUGAACUAGGCCAAGAACUUUGUAAGUCAUAAAUGAUUAUUGAAUAACGUCUUUCAUGAUGUUAAAUAAUUUGAAUGAAUAUGCUAUCAUUUCUAUAUUUCCUAACAAUUGAUAAAACAAAGAGGCUGAUGUCUGCAUUUGUGCUAUCACCCAUGGACUAUUGCAAUGCUCUCAUGGUGGGUCUUCCAGCUACGCUAAUGUAUUAAAUUCAAAUAGCAGAGAAUAAUGCGGCUCGCAUUGUUCUCCGCAAACGCAAAUUCGACCAUGCAAAAACACUUCUGAGAGAGUUGCACUGGCUGCCGGUGCGUGCUCGCAUAGAGUACAAAAUCGCAACUUUGUGCUACCGCUGCUUACAUGACCUGGCGCCGUCCUAUCUGAAAGAGCUGCUGACGCCUUAUGUACCCACUAGAGAGCUCCGCUCAUCCGAUAGUGGCAAACUCUCGACACCACGUGUUUGCCUUGAGACUUACGGAAAGCGCACUUUCGCAUUUGCUGGUCCAACAAUUUGGAACGCCCUUUCUUAUGUACCCACUAGAGAGCUCCGCUCAUCCGAUAGUGGCAAACUCUCGACACCACGUGUUUGCCUUGAGACUUACGGAAAGCGCACUUUCGCAUUUGCUGGUCCAACAAUUUGGAACGCCCUUCCAGUCGAUCUCAGAAACAACCAGACACUGGAGUCCUUUAAAACCGAUCUAAAGACACAUCUAUUUCGCAAAUACCUUCUGGGAUGAUUGUCUACCUUAUUUUCCAUUUAAUGCAUAAUGGCUGUGUUGCUCCGGGUUGAAAUGGCUAGAAAGACUUUGAGAUUGUAUGCUUGUAAUUAAUUUUUGUAGUGUUGCGUUUGUUUUAAAUGUGGUAAAUUAUAGAUUUGUUUUUUGUUGACUUUGUACCGCGCUUCGAGCCUUUGGGGAUGAAGCGUGUUUUUGAAAUGAACUUUAUUAUUAUUAUUAUUAUAUAUUUUUUUAAUUCCAUAAGUUAGCAUUGGUAAAUGAUGAAUAAGUAUUAUAUAUGACAAUAACGACCAUACAAGCCAAAAAGCAAGCGAUUCUUCAUUUACCAUUCAAUUUUUUCGAAAUCACUUUUUUUUUUGUGGGGAGGGGCGUUGAUAUUAUAAGUGCUUUGUCACAAUUUUGAUUCACGGAGGCAUUUCAGAAGCUCGGAAGGAGAGUGGAAGGCAUUCACAUAAUUCAAAUUUAUUUAAGAAGUUAAAGGCAAACAAUACUUUUUGCUCGUUGAAGUAUACAUAAUUUGAAUGGGGGGGGGGGUGUGUGGAUUCAAAGGAUUUUUACAUUUCUCAAGGAAAUCUUAGUGUAGAGCGCCAACAAAUCUUCUUUUAGAUAUUCCUCAGUUGGAAUUUCUUAGUGCGUAAUAUUUUAUUUCCAGGUUCAUUGAGUUAUCAAAAAUGUGUAUAUUAUACAGCAGUGGUUCUUAACCUGGGUUCGAUCGAACCCCAAGGGUUCGGUGAGUCAGUCUCAGGGGUUCAGCGGAGGUCCAAAAUAAAAAUCAGAAGAAAAAAAAAUCAUAUUUUAAUUAUUCCUAUUAAGAAGGGUUCGGUGAAUGCGCAUAUGAAACUGGUGGGGUUCGGUACCUCCAAAAAGGUUAAGAACCACUGUUACACAGAGAUGGCAUAAGCACCCACAGCCAUGACUUAACUACUAUCUAGUAUUGAGAAAAAAAUACUAAAUCGAUACAACUAAAAGUGAACUAAAAGUGAACUUGGCAAUUAAUUAGGAUUUAUAAAACUGUCAGCAGUGUAUGUAAGGCAACACAUUAUAAUUUUUUUAUUUCCUAAUUACAUUUAAUGCUCAAAGUUAUGCGUUAGUACAGUUACAGUUACAGACUGACAUAAAUAAAAAUUGUGCUAAAAUUAUGUGGGCGCUUCUGACGCAUGAGUGAUGGGGCAAAACUUCACGCACACUUACCGAACCUUAUGAUACUAUAUGCCUUUAAUUAACAUUGAAAUAUAUUUCAAAUUUCGUACACAAAAAAAAAAUUAAAAAAUUGUUAAUUAUUAUUUUGAGGUACUCACUAUCAUAGAGUAUAUGCGCUUAGUUUUGUUCUUUCAGUGAGUUUAGAAUGAUUCCAUACCGGCUUAUUUAAUCUAACCAUAGCUGCUGCUGCUUUUGCGGUCCUAGUGUUUUCAUUCUUCGCUCUCGCUGGAGUAUUAGUGCAAAAGCCGUGAUGGAUACAUUUAAUGUGCCCAUGUGUUCACCUCCGUUGAAAUGUGUGGAGACCGGGAAUGGCUUGUUUUGGUUCAAUAUCUCGAAGAUGUUCACCUAAUCUACCAGAGAGCCUUCUUCCCGUCUCACCUUUACAACAUGAGCGGCAUCUUCGGCAAACGAUCACAUGUAUCACAUUUCGACUGAUACAUGUGAAGCCAUCUUUGUUGAUAAAGGUCAUCAUAAGGAAGCCAUUGUUUUCAGUGUCCAUUACAUACACACUUGAACACAGCUUAUUCCAAACGUGAGAAGGGUCGGCUCGAAAGCGACUGUGAACAAGAAGGUAUAUAGUUUUAUCCCGUCUGAAGACAAUAAGUGCAGCAAGCAACCUUGAAGAAAACCCUGUUAGUGUCAGGGUAUGGAAGGAGUAUAUGACGAUUCUUUAAGAAUAUUUCUGUCAAUCACAUUAUGAAGAGUUGUUGUAAGGAUGAGUUUUUUUCCAUCCUAUAAUAACUUUUUUUAAUCGAGUUGAUGUUUGUUUUUUUUUAAAUUAGGGGUACUGUUUAGGGAAUUAAUAUUUUUGUAAAGCUUGGUUGGUGUCCUUAAUAUAUGUAGGUAAGGGAGUUACAAAAGGUUAGAAGAAACUUUGAUAUGUGUUCAGUCGAGCAAGAGCAUGAGGCUGAGACAACACUGCCUUCCAUGGAAUGUUUUAGCCUAAAAGUGCCUUUCGCACAUCAAUCUGCCUGUUAGAUUUCAAUGUUCAGUCCUGUUUCCCCAGCAGGAACAGGGAUCAACGAUUUUCGCAAAUUUCGAUGAUGGCUUCCCCGAUGUUUCUUUUGCACACGUCUCUAUAUAGCACUGCGACGUACGCGCGCAAUAUGUUUUGCUACCUCUGCCAAUUCUCUGUAGCAUACUAGUACAAAGGACCCUACGGAAUACGGCCAUGGAGAGUGAGCUAGAGAUAUUAAAACGUGAACAUUUCAACUGCUGCCAGAUUAAGUCUCUCAAGAGUUACGUUUGGGGCGGGCAUUGUAUCCUACACCAUGGCACGUUUACAUCAUUUCCUUUAGGAGACUAAUGGUAAUUCUUAACUCCCCAAAGGAGUGGGAGAUGCGCUCCACUAAAUGAUGUAGUCCUACUUCCGUGUGUGAUGAUAGGCGUUCAAGGGGACCGCGAGAAGUUGAUUUUUUUCCCUUUAAAUUCGUGUAUCGAAUAAUGCUGUUAACAUUUUUAUUCCAUUCUAUUCUAUAAGACCUGAAUCAAAUAAUAUUGCAACUGUGAAUCCUGUGUGUGUGAAUCCUGUGUGUGUGAAUCCUGUGUGUGUGAAUCCUGUGUUUGUGAAUCCUGUGUGUGUGAAUCCUGUGCGAGUGAAUCCUGCGUGUGUGAAUCAUGUGUGUGUGUGAAUCCUGUGUGUGUGAAUCAUUGUGCGAGUGAAUCCUGCGUGUGUGAAUCAUGUGUGUGUGUGAAUCCUGUGUGUGUGAAUCCUGUGCGAGUGAAUCCUGCGUGUGUGAAUCAUGUGUGUGUGUGAAUCCUGUGUGUGUGAAUCCUGUGCGAGUGAAUCCUGCGUGUGUGAAUCAUGUGUGUGUGUGAAUCCUGUGUGUGUGAAUCACUGUGACGAUAGUUAUCUAAACUGUAAAAUCAAGUGUUACUUCUAGCCAUGUAAAAAGAAUAUUGAUUAGGCUUUAUUUUCUUACCUUCUCCCGGGUGAAAGUUACAAGUAACCUCCCCCCUUCACCUUGGGAGACAGACGUAGAGACGUAUUUGGGAAUUAAAAACUGGCUGGCGGACCAUUUCAGGAAGAAGGGGUACACGCAAUGGGCAGACAACACGACCGCCAGAGGAGUCUAUUCAAACUUGCCCACUCCUAGCAAACAAGACCCAUGUUGGGGGUUAGGACGCAGACAGCAGAGCUUAGUGACGCAGAUGCGCACCGAGAACUGCCCGUUGCGCACAUAUUUCUGGCGGCUGGACAACAACAGAGAUCCUACCUGCCGGCAUUGCAGCCUGGCCCCGGAUACCCUAGAGCAUCCGUUGACUGAAUGUCCCUCACUAGAUCUCCCGGGGGAAGCCAGGGCGGUUGGAGGACUCUUUGUGAGGAAAAUGUUGUAUGGCUCAGCUCAACAGAGGGAGUUGAUAGCCAAUUUACUAGCCGGGGUCAUACGAGAGUAAUCUCAGACCCUCACCAGAAUAUGUGUGUUAGUUAGUGUUACUUCAACUACUUCACAAUGAAAUGUCAAGUCCAGUUUUACACACACUGCACUUUAUUUACAUGAAAAACAAUACAUAUAUAUUAGAUAGACCUUGGAAUAGUUGUGUAAUAUGAGAUGUAGCUUCAAAUAUAUUAUAAGAUCGCCUCUUGUUCAUUCACUAUUUUAUGUCUUUUCUGAUCUAAAAUGUCUUCUAAAAAUCUCCCAUUCUCUGUUGCACAUUGUUCAAAUAUCUUCGUAUCUCCUCUUGCCUUUUUUUCUUAUAUCUCGUGCAACCUCUCGUAUUCUCUCGUGCCUAAUAUUUUCAAUGGUCUAAAUACCCAGAUGUUACAAAUGUCAUUAUAUUUUUAAUUUAUGUUAUGUUAGCACACCAACUCUCAAUGUGGCUAUCAUAAAAUUAAAAUGGUCUCAUGCACUAAAUCAUUUUAUUUGUCUCACUCUCUUAGCAACUCAAAUAAAGACAUUGAAAGCUGAAAAGAACGAACUUGAGUCUCAAAAGAAAACAAGUAAGAUAUCAUGUUACUUGAUCCUGCAAUACGAGUUUGAUGAAAAUGUUAAAAUUAAGUUUUUUUCCUUAAGCCAGCUGAGCCCAAUUUUUAUUUGAUCAUAUUAUUUUUUUAAAUUUAUCUUAAUAUAUUGUGGGUCAAGUCAGAUAGCGGUUUUCAAAUAACAUGCAACGAUGAUACUGUCUUUCGACCUCCAUCGUUCAAGCUCAGGGUUUCACUGAUCGUUAACAAUUUUUUUUCCUCCCUUUUGGGGAUGCCUCCGAAGGUUGAUUUGGGGGGGGGGGGGGGGGAAGGCUGGUAGGAGAGAUGCACCACCGGAGGAAGUUUACUGCCCCUUCCCUAACCAGGACAAUUUUAUAAUGUCGACCCCCCUACCCCUUUUUUUUUCCAAUUUUGUAAAUCUAAUAAUGAGUUUAACCAGGCGUGCUCAUAAAAUAUUGUUUAAAAAACAACUUUAGAACACAGCACACACAUUAUACAACACCUACCCAAUAGCCUUCCCUUCAAUAGAUUGUGACCCUGGUUAUAGCAGCUAUAUCUGCUAUAGCCCUUAUGUCGUGGGCGUAUUUGACGGGGAGCCAUCUUGCCUGGGGCCCUUUUCUAAGUAGCCAUAUUGUUGGGACCAUUUUCUUUUUGGAGCCAUUUUGUCAGAGGAAUUUUUCUUAUCUACACAUAUUUUCAGGGGCUUUUUAUUCGAGAGCCGUAUUGACCAGGGCCUUUUGUCGGUUGUGGGGCGUGCAUAGAUGCCAAUUUUUGGGGGUCGUUUUGACGAGUUACCCACAUCUGAUGUGCCCAAGUGGGGGGGGGGUCCUUAUGUAAUCUGUUAAAAGUUUGACAGCUGCUGAUAUGGGGAAGGGACGGUGACACGAACUGCCAAAAUUGUGUGGGGCGUGCAUAGAUGCCAAUUUUUGGGGGUCGUUUUGACGAGUUACCCACAUCUGAUGUGCCCAAGUGGGGGGGGGGUCCUUAUGUAAUAUGUUAAAAGUUUGACAGCUGCUGAUAUGGGGAAGGGACGGUGACACGAACUGCCAAAAUUGUAUUGACAUAAGUAAUGUACGGCCCCAAAUGGUAUGUGCCUUUAACUAUAACCUAGAAUUGAGACUACAAUAAACGUACGGGAUUGGGGUAAAACAUCGAAGAGUUGUCGGACAGGUUACAACAGGCUUGCACAGCAUACGACCCGCGGGUCGUAUGUGGCCCGCCAGCAUCCACUUUGCGGCCCGCGAGGUAACGAAAUAUUCUUUUUUCUUAUUAUUUUCUUAAUACCUUUCCACCCUGUCCAUUUUUCUUUUGGCCCGUAAAAGUCCUGUCUUAUAUUCCUUUGGCCCACACAAGUUUUUCAUAAAAUAUUAUGGACCGCCAUCAUUUUGAGUUGUGCAGGUCUGGGUUACAAGAUGAGGACUGUGUACGAACACUACUCAACUAGAGAAACAGUACGAAGUCAAGCCAAGUUUUCAGACUAUUACUAUUAAUAUCCAUCCUUUGGAAGUUAUUAGAUAAGAUCUAUUCAUUUAAGGAGUCCCAUGGUGAUUUAGGUUGUUGACUGCUGCGCUAACACAUUAAAAUAUACACAAUUUCUACAUCAGUAGCCAUCUUAUCUGCUCUGGACUUUUUUUUUAUAUCUCGUGCAACCUCUCGUAUUCUCUCGUGCCUACUUUUUUUCGAUGUUCUAAUUACCCAGACGUUACAAAUGUCAUUCUGUUUUAAAGUUAUGUUUGGGUAACAAACAAAAUCGUUAUUGCGCAAUGACAAAAUGGUUAGAAAAUCCCAUUUAGAUUUACAGUCACAUGUACUACAUCAUUUUUUUUGUUUUACUCUCUUAGCAACAACUCAGUUGAGUGAAUUGAAGGUUAAAAAUAACGAACUUAUGAACAGAAUUGCCGCUUUGGAGUCUGAAAAGCAAGCAAGUAAGAUAUCAUUUUCUUUAAUCUUGAAAUAUAUCUUGCAGGCUUCCAUAAUCUCCAAGAACAUUUUUUUCCCUUUGUGUCUCCCUCCGUAGGUGUGUGGAUGGGGAGGGGGCUGUGAGAGACACACCACUGGGGGAAUUUUACUCCUCCUCCCCAACUGGGACAAUUUUUCAAUGAGGACUACCCCCCCCCCCUUUUCACCAUUUUGUAAAUCUAAUGAUGAGUUUAACCAGGCGUGCUCAUAAAAUAUUGUUUAAAAAAAACAACUUUAGAACACAGCACACACAUUAUACAACACCUACCCAAUAGCCUUCCCUUCAAUAGAUUGUGACCCUGGUUGAAGCAGCUAUAUCUGCUAUAGCCCUUAUGUCGAAGGCGUAUUUGACGGGGAGCCAUCUUGCCUGGGGCCCUUUUCUAAGUAGCCAUAUUGUUGGGACCAUUUUCUUUUUGGAGCCAUUUUGUCAGAGGAAUUUUUCUUAUCUACACAUAUUUUCAGAGGCUUUUUAUUCGAGAACCGUAUUGACUCGGGCCUUUUGUCGGUUGUGGGGCGUGCAUAGAUGCCACUUUUUGAUCUUGAAUUAUUUGUUUGAUUAAAAUGUUAACUUUAAGUUUGUUUGCUUUACCCAGCCGAGCCCAAGAUUUAUUCCUGUAAAGAACCCCAUGGGGCCCUAGGUUAUUGACUGCUGCGCUAGCAUAUACAAAUAGGCACACGUUCGACAUCAGAAGCCUUAGAAAGUUUGUUGUAACUGCUAAGCGUAAACACCUGCGUGGUAUAUCGGUGUCAGUCAUGAGUUCGUGGGGAUUGAAACCAUCAACAAACAGGGGUGGAUUCUCAACAUGGACUUAUCAGUGGGAUUUGUGGCUGCAACAAAUACGCAAUGUUUUGAACGUACUUUAAAAGGCCUACUUCGUGAUGCGUUAUAUGACAAACAUUUUAUUCUAAUUGUUAACUGAUUUGUCGUCUGUUCAAUAACGUUUGUUUAUAUAAAAGAAUUUAAAUUAUUUAAUGGUAAUAUUGAAAAUUCUCUCCUUUAAUGGACACAAAAAUAACACUAAAGGCUCUAUUUUUACCCCAUCAGUGGACACAAAAAUAAUAGGCGUAAGUGUAGGCUUAGGCCUAGUAAUAGGAAUAGGAGUGUCAACAGUCGCAGUUGUUUUCCUCUGUUGCUUGAAGAUAAGCUCUGGCAUAUGUGGUCUUAAGAUAACGAAAGGUAAGAAUUAUAAACUUUCUUACAAAUAGAUAAAAGGUCAUCAAAUAAUGCAUGUGUGUUGUAUUAAAUCUUUGUUAUAAAAUAUUUGAGAAUGAAGGGAAUCUGAAAGUAUUUGACACAAACAUAGACUAUUGAUGAGUGUCACGUGCUAUAAAAACAAAUCACAUAAUGUGCUUGCAUCACGUGGUUUUAGCGAGUCUUUCUUUUUCAUUCUUUGUUUAUCAUUAGGUAAACCAUACACAUAGUUUGUUUGAAUAAGUUUUGGACGUUGGUCUGUCAAAUAACUAUUUUCUGAACGUCCAACAUUUCAGCAGGCCUACCGGUAACUGAAUCACAACCAGAACAAGACCCCCUCAUGAAUGGCACUGACCAACAGCAAACAUCAGCAGCCAACACUCCUCCUGCUAUUGAUAAUAGUAAACAGCAUGCGUUAAAAAAAAAUAUGGUGUAAACCAAAAUAUCCAGGAAACGAUGAAGCAAGGCUAUGGCAUGGCGCUAAAGGUUCGCAGCUCUAGCACACAAUCAAGUUUUUCAAUUUAAAAUGCUAAGUUAACUAACUUCUCUUAUUACAACAGAUAAUGCUGUUGGAGAAUUUUUUUAAAUAUACGUUUCCAAGCUUUUAAACUUUUGGCAGCGUAGCUUCUCAUUUCUACUCUUUCAUUUUAACUUUUUAAAAAAAUAUAAAGCCAAGGAAGGUUUUCAGAAUGGAUGUUAAUAUAAUUUUUAAUUUGACAAACCGAUUAUUGGUUUCAGGAAUUCGGUUUGUUCUUACAAUGCAUUAUCAACUGUCCCCCACAGCGGGGUUUGAUUUUUUUUUUUUUUUUUUUUUUUAGACCCACUGCGGGGGAUUUCUUCCUUGUUUUAUUUUGUUAUGAAAGUUUGGUAGCAUCACUUGAUGCUUCCAACCCACCCCCCCACAAUUUUGAUCUUCUUACAAUGCAUUAUCAACUGUCCCCCACAGCGGGGUUUGAUUUUUUUUUUUUUUUUUUUUGUAAGACACACUGCGGGGAAUCUCAUCCUUGUAUCAUUUGGAUAUGAAAGUUUGGUAGCAUCACUUGAAGCUCCCAACCCACCCCCCCACAAUUGUGAUCAAACAAAAGAUCACACAAGUCUAAGUUUUGUUUUACGUACCGGUAUUUGUUUAUGAGCACCAUCAGUUUGGGACAGGGGCAUGCACUACACAUUCCUGUAUCAGUUUUAUUGUUGACUUGGUGCCGCUAUUUUUAGCAGUCCUUGUCCACAAAAAGACGGAAGUAAAUAUUUAGCUUUUAUUAUAAUAUGCCUUAAAUAUACAAAAAAAAAUUAAUUAAUUUUUUUGUCUAUUUGUAAUAACAGUAUUUACAUUAUUACAUCCCAAAAUAUGUCAAGCAUUUUGUAAUCGAUGAUACCUUAAAACAAUAUAUAUUUUUUUAAAGAACAUGUUUGUUUUUUUUGUUGCUGAUUUAUCUAUUUAUUUUUAUACCAUAUAUUACUCAAAAUUACUUCCCAAACAUUUUUAUUUUCAGCUUUUUAUUGUUAGAUAUAAAAGCACUUUUUAAAGAUAUUAAAUAUGUUUAGUAACUACUUAAUAAACAAUACUCACUAAGAGGGAACUAACAAACUUGUAUUUUAAUUUUAUAGGCAACAAUGUUUUUUCAUAAAAUACCAUUUUAUACAUGUACAAUAUUCAUGUCAAUUUUUGUAAUUAGACUCAUUAAACUCAAAAUUUAAAAAAAAAAAGCUUAAUUUAUUAUAAUAUGCCUUAACUAUACAAAAAAAUGUUAAUUUUUUUGUCCAUUUGUAAUAACAGUAAUUACAUCCCAAAGUAUUUUGUAAUCGAUGAUACCUUAAAACAAUAUAUAUUUUUUUAAAGAACAUGUUUUUUUAUUGCUGCUGAUUUCUUCAUUCAUUGUUAUACUAUAUGUUACUCAAAAUUACUCCCCGAUGAUUUUUAUUUCCACAGCUUUUUAUUGUUAGAUAUAAAAGAAUUUUUUAAAAGAUAUUAAAUAUGUUUAGUAACUACUCAAUAAACAAUACUCACUAAGAGGGAACUAAGAAAUUUGUAUUUAAACUAUAAAGGCAACAAUUUUUUUUAAUAAAAUGCCAUUUUAUACAUGUACAGUAUUCAUGUCAAUUUUUGUAAUUAGACUCAUUAAACUCAAAAUUUAAAAAAAAAGCUUUUUGCCUACAUAAAAAUGAUUUAUGUUCCCCUUCUAAUUUUGUAUGAUUUAAAAAAAAUAUUUGGAUUAAAAAGCACACAAAAAUGAAAAACAUAUAUUUUUUUUAAAAAGUAUAUUUAUAUUUGUAUAAUCUCGAAGCCUGUGAAGACAAAGUGAACAUCACUCACAAUAGAUAUACAUGUAUAAAGACAUUAGCGAAGACAAAUAAUUUUUUUUUUUUAAAGUCUUACCCACUUAUAACUUUAAAGCUUUAAUUUAGGCACAGUCACUCUAGAUUCAAAGUAUUGGCAAAAAAUUGAUAUUAACACAAAUACUCCAAUGGCAUUUUUUGUUAUAUUAGACUAAGGUUAUUUAUUUUUAUACAUUUAAUGUUAUCAAAAUACAGUCUCUCCUUUUUGUUAUAAAAUGUCUCCACUUCCCUCCAUGUUUAAAAAUUGAUAUGCCUUAUUUUUCUAUGUGCCUUGUCAUCAACACUAUCACCCUUGACAGUGUCCUACCAUUCGGGCAUUUAGGGAUCGUGGCCUUUGACAUUUUAUUUCAUCUAUUUUGGGUCCCCCAUCAAUGUUUGGGUCACCAAACUCUUCAUUUGAUCUAUUUUUACUUUAUCAAACACUGGUAAUUAACUAAACAUAUUUUUUUUAAGCAGCGUGUGCCAGACAGCAUUGAGUUUUAUACUAUGCAUCGAAUGCAAGCAAACAAAAGUACACAUUCUGAAAGGCUCAUAAAUGAAAAAAAUAUUUUUUUAGAUAAUCACUGGAUAAAUAAUAAUAUAUCAAAUAUUUAUAGGAAUUAUUUGUGAAAUAAAGCAAUGCCCGAAUAUAAAUUUUUUAUUUCCAGAAAGGCAGAUGAAAGUAUUAAGUUUGUUGAGAGAGUUUUGCUGGGUGUCCGGUCACAUAAUGACCAAAAAUUUAGAAUUUAUUCAAACUGGCAUAUAGUUUCAGUGGUCAGAAAUAUAGAUGUUGACACAUCCAUCUUUCAGCUCAGUGUAUGUUUGUUUCACCAGAAAAUCCUAGCUUAGAAAAAAAAUGCCAGCUGUUAUACCUCGCCCACCUGUGUAUUAUAUGUAGAUGACUGAUUUGAAAAGAUAAUGAACAAUGUUUACAAAUUUCAAGCACAUAUUAAAACUUCUUUUAAUCUCAUUAAAGCUUUGAGAAUUAGUGUUGAAGAAUUUACACAAAAUUAUGCAUUUUUGUUGUUCACGUUAAAAAUUAGCUAACAAAGAUGUAGAAUCCAACAAAUCACAAGGACACU